Aspergillus pseudonomiae is the source of this 624-nucleotide messenger RNA. RefSeq lists its product as uncharacterized. NCBI's taxonomy places the organism in Eukaryota, Fungi, Ascomycota, Eurotiomycetes, Eurotiales, Aspergillaceae. The transcript has 3 exons. Bases 1 to 624 code for a protein of 207 amino acids. The record is from RefSeq and is a predicted model, not a curated record.
AUGCUGCUGCGAUUCUACCAAAAACUACGAGGUCGGGAUGACUCCGAUCCCUGUCUUUAUAUUUUUCCCUUUUCUCUCCAUUCGAUUAUGGUUCAGUUUACCAUUGCAUUGGCACUGCGAAACAAAUCCCAAUCAUCUCGAGAAUUAGGUAGAAUUAAAUAUCGCCUAGUAAACCUUCAUCGGAAUGAAAAUUUAAGCGAGGACUAUCUUGUGCACGUAAAUCCAAGAGGGAAGGUGCCAGCCUUAACCGCCAAGUCAAUUCCGGCGCCUCUGACAGAUAGCUUAUCCAUCUCAUAUUGGGUCUGCGAGCAACAUCCAAGCUUGAUCCCGGAAACCCAUCGAACAACCAUACAACGCCUACUGUCCCAGCUUCACCGCAUUCAAGCAGACAAUAACCCAAAUCCGGCAGUAGAUGACAUUCUGGCUCGUACUGAUAUCUCCCUUGAGCAUCGUCGCGCUCUAGAGCAUAAACGAGACUGGCUCCUUGAUGUAACCCCGGAAGUACUUGCGUACGUUACUGCGGAAAACGUGGACUGGAUCAGUACCCUCCUCUUGACAGAUCCAGGUCAACCAUCUGUGGCCAGUCGUAACGUGAGUGAUUUCGUCGUUAUGAAUAAUCUCUAA